Molecule: messenger RNA, 5190 nt
Organism: Lethenteron reissneri (Far Eastern brook lamprey)
Lineage: Eukaryota; Metazoa; Chordata; Hyperoartia; Petromyzontiformes; Petromyzontidae
Gene: ELP1
Product: elongator acetyltransferase complex subunit 1
Biological process (GO): tRNA wobble base 5-methoxycarbonylmethyl-2-thiouridinylation
Cellular component (GO): cytosol; elongator holoenzyme complex
Molecular function (GO): tRNA binding; protein binding
Source: RefSeq, a predicted model, not a curated record
AGCGUGGUGGAGUAGGCGCUGAGACAAACAUUACCCCCCCUACCCUACCCUGCCCUGCCCCCCACCCCUACAGCUUUUAACAGACUGUUGGGGCAAGCGCUGUUCGCGAGAAGAAGGCCGGCACGGAACGGGGUCUCCGCCGCGAUGAGGAACCUCCGGCUGGCGCUGAGCUCGCACGUGCGGCCCCACCGCGCGCUGGCGGCGGCGCACUGUGUGAGCGUCAACACGGACACGGCCGUCGUGUUCGUCGGCUCGGCGCGGGGACUUGCCGGGCUCGACCCGCACAGUGGAGAGGUCGUCGUGGACGUGUCGCUGGUGGACGAGGGGUACCUGGCGGGCGACGGGAGCGGCCGCGUCGUGGGGAUUCAGACGCUGCCCGACGCCGACGCGGCUUGCGUCGCCACUUCGCAGGGCGACGUCUUGCUCUACAGCGUCACAAGGGCACAGCUGGAGUGCGUGGGCAGCGUGGACAGCGGCCUCACGGCCAUGAGCUGGAGCCCCGACCAGGACGUGAUGGUGCUGACGACGGGCGCGGACACCAUCAUCGCCAUGACGCGCGACUUCGAUCCGCUCACCGAGGUGCCCAUGCACCAGGAUGAUUUCGGAGAAGGCAAGUUCGUGACGGUCGGCUGGGGGCGGAAGGAGACUCAGUUCCACGGCUCGGAGGGGAAGCAGGCGGCGCACAAGAAGCAGGAGGUGGUGGCGCCGGCGUUCACCUGGGACGAUGGCCGCCCGCGCGUCAGCUGGCGUGGCGACGGGCAGUUCUUCGCCGUGAGCUCCGUGUGCCCACACACGGGAGCCCGGCGCGUGCGAGUGUGGAGCCGCGAGUGCGUGCUGCAGGCGACCAGCGAGAUACUCGCAGGCCUCGAGCCCGCCCUCGCCUGGAAGCCGUCGGGAAGCCUGAUCGCCAGCUCGCAGCGCAAGCCCGGCCGGCACGACGUGGUGUUCCUGGAGCGGAACGGCCUGGCGCACGGAGAGUUCACGCUGCCCUUCGGCCGCGACGACAUGCAGGUGAGGGAGCUGCUGUGGAACGCGGACUCCACCAUCUUGGCCGUGUGGCUCGAAGAGCUUGGCAAGGAGACGGAGACUCCCGCCGGAGACAGACGCAGCUUCGUGCAGCUGUGGAUGGUGGGGAACUACCACUGGUACCUGAAGCAGAGCCUGGAGAUGGGGGGCGGCGAAGGUGGCGGCGAGGGCGGCGAGCCUCUGGCGGCGUUGUGCUGGGACCCCGAGUGCGCCCAGCGGCUGCACUGCGUCAUGGCGGGCGGCGCCUACGUGGUGCGCGAGUGGUGGCCCGGCACCGACGCGGGGCGCUGCGUGGACGAAGGCGCUGGCUCCAGCGUGGCCGUGAUCGACGGGGACCGUGUGCUGCUGACGCCGUUCCGCUGGAUGACGGUGCCGCCCCCCAUGGCCGCGUUCCACCUGCAGCUGCCGCUCGCGGCGGAGCGGGCCUCCUUCUGCCCGGAGAGCGGCCGCGCCGACGACGUCGCCGUGCUGCUGUGCGACCGGCGCCGCGUGCUCGUGUACGCCCACGGCGGCGGCGCCGGCGGCAACGGCAGCGCCGCGCCAGACCCCACCGUGCGCCUCGGGCAGGCCUGCGGCAACGGCUUCAGGACUCGCGUGGGCCUGCCUUCGCUCGUCAGGACGUACAGGAUUCGGGAGAGCGAUCGUGCGGAAGGAGGAGAGACGGGGGGGUCGUCGCCGCCGCCGCCACCGUCGAUGCGAGGAUUCCGCGAGUUCACGUGGCUCGGGCGGGAUCGCUUCCUGGCCGUGAGCCAGGGCUCCUCCCUGUGCCGCUCCGUCGUGAUGCUGCUCAGGGGCUCCCCGCUGGAGCAAGGCGGCGAGGAACCCGCCGAGGAGACGCUCACAGCCGCCGGCUCGGCGCUGGAGCUGCACGGGCGGGUGCUGAGCGUGACGCUCGUCCCUGGCGGCGACUCCGCUCUGCUGCAGCUCUCCAACGGGGAGCUCCUGCGCUGCUGCCACGCCGUUGAGCCGCUGAGCGUGGAGGCGUGGACCGACGCGCGGGGCCGUCCCGUGUCGUUCCCGGUGCCCUGCGUGCACGUGGAGGUGUGCACCAUGGCGGGGCAGGAAGUUGCCCUGGGUCUUACUGAGCGGUCAAGGCUGUUCGCCAACGACAUCGAGGUGGCGUCCAACUGCACGUCGUUCUGCGUCCACCCGGAGCUGCUGCUGUUCACCACGCGCCUCCACACGCUGCGCUGCGUGAGCCGCCUCGCCCCCGUCGCAGCCCUGGCCGGACUGCCCUCAGGAGGCGAUCUCCCGGGAGACGAGACGGUGCGGCGCGUGGAGCGGGGCUCGCGCAUCGUCGCCAUCGUCCCCUCCGACUGCAGACUCGUGCUGCAGAUGCCGCGGGGGAAUCUGGAGACGAUUCAGCCCAGGGCUCUGCUCUUGUCGCAGGUGCGCAAGUGGCUGGACAGCCUGAAGUUCAAGGAAGCUUUCGAGUGCAUGAAAAAGCAGAGGAUAAACCUGAAUCUUCUCUACGAUCACAACCCCAAGGCGUUCAUGGACAACAUUGGGGAAUUUCUGACGCAAGUGCAGUCCGCCGGCAACGUCAACUUGUUCCUCACCGAGCUCAGGGACGAAGACGUCGCGCGGACCAUGUACCCUGUGCCAUACGGCUGGGCGCAACCGCCUGCCGCCGUCGCCACCGGCACAGCAACCGCCACCGUCGCCGCCGAGGCCCGGGCACGCAGCACCGACAAAGUGAACGCCGUGUGCGACGGCCUGCGGGCAGCCAUGGAGGCCCUGGACCCAGACAGGUUUUUCCUGUCCAUUCUGACUGCGCUGGUGAGAAGAAAGGAGCCCGACGUGGAGACGGCUCUGAUGCGAGUCCGCGACGUGGCCGAGCGAGCAGCGGAGGGGGCGGCGGGCGACGGAGGUGCGGAGGAGGCGGAGAGGAGGGCGCAGGAGGCGCUGGGCUACCUGCUGCUGCUCGUGGACGAGGGCGAGCUGUACGAGUGCGCACUCGGCACCUACGACUUCCGCCUCGUGCUCAUGGUCGCUCAGCGCUCGCAGAAGGACCCCAAGGAAUACCUGCCCUUCCUGAACGACCUCAAGAAGAUGGAGACGAACUACCAGCGCUACAGCAUCGACAAUCACCUCAAGCGCUACGGCAAGGCCCUGGUGCAUCUGAGCCGAUGCGGGCGGGACCGCUUCCCCGAGCUGCUGAGCCUGGUGCGGAGCCGCGUGCUCUACAGGGAGGCGCUCCGUCUCUUCCCGUGCGGCGGCGAGGAGUACACGGCUCUGAGCGAGGCGUUUGGUCGCCACCUGCUGGAGGAGCGGCACCUGGGUGCCGAGGCCGGCCUGGUGUUUGCUCGCGCCGCGCUGUGGCAGGCGGCGCUGUCCGCGUUCCGUGACGCCGGCUGCUGGCGCCAGGCGCUGUGCGCCGCCACGAGCCUCGGCUACCCGGCGCUGGAGCUGACGCGGCUCGCGCGCGACAUGGCCGAAAAAUUGGCCGCACAGAGAAAGCACGUGGACGCUGCCUGUCUCCUGGAGCAGUAUGCAGAGGACCACGAAGAAGCGGUGGUGACGCUCACGGAGGGAGGAGCCUGGGAGGAGGCCAUGCGGCUGAUCCACAAACACAACCGACUGGAUCUGCUGGAGACCAACCUGAAGCCGGCGGUGAAGGAAGCGCACGGCCAGCAGAUGGCCAGCGUGAGGGCGCAGGCGGCGCUGUUUGAGCGCCACGUGGCGCGGCUCGCCGUGGUUCGGGCCGACAAGGAGCGGGCGCGACACGACCUCCUGGCCGAUGGAGGAAACGACGAGGGACCGGAGUGCGAUUUGUACUCGGACGCGAGCAGCGUUGCGAGCAGCGUUGCGAGCAGCGGAGUGCUCAGUUCCAAGUACUCGCAGAGCAACUCGCGCAUCUCCGGGCGGUCGUCCAAGAACCGCAGGAAGGCGGCGCGCAAGCGGCACAGCCUGCGGGAGGGCAGCCCCAGCGAGGAGCCGGCCCUGCUGGGCGCCAUCGGCGACAUCGCGCGCGCCGUCGACGCCAGCACAGCCGAGGUGGGGCCCCUGCUGAGGAUGCUGCUGCUCUUCGAUUGGGAGUCCGAGGGUCUGGAGCUCCAGGCCGAGCUGAGUUCCCUUCUGCUGCGGGUCGAGAGGGCCCUUCCUGAAGUGUGGCCUCCGACGGCCGCGUCAGUCGCUCCGGUGUUUGGACCGGACUCAACUGUGAACAGCAUUGCAGCGUCUCUGAGUCAGCCCAGGGAAACGAGCCUUGGUCAGGAAGACGACGAAUCUCUCACCGCUCCGCGGCUCAGCAGGAGCACCGAGUGGAAGCUGCGUUCGCUGGACCCGGCGAGCGUUUGACGCGGAGCGACACGCGGAGCGACACGCGGAGCGACACGCGGAGCGACCCAGCCACCCGUAUCCGCAGUCAAAUCCUCAGUGGAGGUCGCACGAGCGUGUGACGCGUGCUUUUUCUGUUUUGGAUUUUUCUCCCAACGCAAUCCCGAUCGUGCCGUCGCGCCACGAGACACGGAGUAAAAUCGAAAAACUCGCAGAGCAGUGGGCCACACACCAUCCACAGAAGCGGAUAUUACAGAGCUCCAUCUGAGAUCCCCUAGCGUGACUCGCUCCUUAUUUAUGUGGUGCACUUUGCGUCAGUUAAGGGCCCUCUCAGUUCUUUACACACUGGUGAGUGUACUUGCCCACACUAAUCCUCAAAGCUGGAAUGUAUCCAAAUUUUAGUGUAAAUGUGAUCCUACGGGUUGUUUACGCAGUCGUUUGCGGGCGGAUUUCCUGCAUUCGAACUUAGGCUCUGUGCAGCGCGCUGUGCGCCGUCACUCAGCUGCAUCCAUUGUCGUGUGAAUCACAACGCAAGCGUUGGGAGUUCUGCCAAACGGUGAAGCUCAUGCGUGUGUACGUACGUAUAUGUUGAACUUCUCUCGCCACCGUACGUAGCCACCCGUGCUGAUCGGAGGCGGCGGGGGGCGGAAGGACAACAAACUAAAGAACACAAAAAGCAGUUCUAAAGCAAUGAGUUUUCAAUCGAGAUUUAAAAGUGCAUAGCUCCGGCGGCUUCCUAAUAUCAGAAGGAAGAGCGUUCCAGACGGCCGCAGAAGCGCAUCUGAAAGCGCCGUGCGAUGCGGUGACCAUCUUUGUUCGAUGGCCAGCAGCCAACAGCGGUUGUGAAACCCACCACUCGGAGAUUAAAGGCAUUGUCAAAUUUGU